Molecule: messenger RNA, 3935 nt
Organism: Oryzias latipes (Japanese medaka)
Lineage: Eukaryota; Metazoa; Chordata; Actinopteri; Beloniformes; Adrianichthyidae
Biological process (GO): lipid metabolic process
Molecular function (GO): phosphoric diester hydrolase activity
Source: RefSeq, a predicted model, not a curated record
AUGUUCUCCAUUUUCCUCUCCAGAGUCACCUCCAGUGUGAGGGCAGGAACUGGUUUUAACGAUAAGCCGGACCUACAUCCAAGCUUUCAGAACACGGACUGGAUGGCAUCAAUACCGGAUGAGACCCCUAUCUCAGCUGUCCCCAUCCCAGGAACACACGAAAGCUUGACAUUUUCUAAGUUAAAGUUUGCUGGAAAUCAAGUUUGGACUUUGGAGCAACAACUCAGAGUGGGUAUAAGAUAUUUUGACAUCCAUGCUGGAAUGUGGUUGGCUUCAGAAAAUGAGAUUAGCAUCCGUGACGAUAAAUGGAUGAUUGAUCAGAAGAUCAAUUUACAAACAGUCAUAGAGCAGAUACGUAGUUUUUUACGAAGCCACAAAAAGGAGGCUGUGGUUCUGAAGUUGACGUUGCAUGGACGUCAACAAGACAAAGUUGCAGCUUUGAUUAAAAAAUUAUUUGGAAAGUUUGAAAACGUUUUGUGGAGGGAAAAAGGGAUACCAACCAUGGAAAAAGUGAGGGGCAAGAUUGUGCUUUUAGACAGUGGUAAGUUACACUUCGGAAUCCAAAACAAGGACUCAAAAUUCUUUCAAUCAAAUAAGUUAGUAAAUGUGGAAGGCAAAAUUGAAAGCAUGAAGCUCGACUUCUGUGAUCGUAACAUUGUGGUGACUGAAAACCCUACAACUCGUCCCCAAGAUACAAAAGAAGCGGCUAAAAAGAUUAACCAACACCUAAGUGAGUUUUUACAAAGACACAAAAUAAGCUCUUCCAACCAAGGCUGUUUGGGAAUCAUCAGCAUGGACUUCCCCAGUCCUGAGCUUAUUGAGAAAAUCAUUCACCUUAAACCAUGUGACUGUGGACAAAAAUCAGGGGCAGGAUCAAAAAGGCCACAUGACUCCAGUAGCCAGACAGAAGAAACAAAAUUACCAACAGAUAGUGGAUCUCCUACAACAUCCUCAAUGGUUACACUACAACCAGCAACUGAGGAACAACCAAAGCCUCAACCACAAACUUCAAUUACUCCAACAACUGCACAAGAACCAACAACCACAACACCACAAUCAAAUGGUCAAACAAUGAAAAAAGAUGAAAAUGAAAAAUAUCCUCCAUCUCCACCUAAUGUUUUACCAGGGAAACCCAAAUUACUAACAGAAACAAGACUUGACAAUACAGACUGGAUGACAUCCGUACCUGAUGAGACUCCCCUUUCAACCAUCACCGUUGUUGGAAUACGCCUACUAUUUGGAAAAAAACAAGUUUGGACCAUGAAACAGAAACUCAAAGACGGAAUUCGUUAUUUUGAUAUUAACGUUGGUGUGUGGCGAGCUACAGAAAAAGAGUAUCACAUCCGUUCUACCAAAUGGAUGGUGGAGGAAGUUCUUCUCCCCAUAUCUAUUUUCCUAAGAAUCCACAGUCAUGAAACGGUUCUUUUGAGACUUACCAUACAUGGACGUACCAAAACCAUAGUUGACGAUUUUACAAACACGUCAACAGAAAAGUUCAAAGACAUCAUGUGGACAAAGCGGUCAGUCCCAACCAUGAAGGAAGCAAGGGGUAAGAUAGUUUUCUUGAAGACAAAAAGCUUCCACUUUGGAGCGGAAAACCACAAAUCAAAAAUUUUAGAUUUGAACAUGUUGACAAACUUUGAAAAGAACAUUGAACUACAAAAGUCACACAUUUGUGGUGAUCAACUUGUAGUCACUGAGAGCCUUGCAUCAGAUCAGUACAGUCUGGAACAAAUAACUAAGUUUGUGCAGAAAUAUAUCAGUGGUUUCUCUGGCUUUGGCUGUUUUGGAAUCAUCAGCAUGGACGAUCCCAGUCCUGUGCUUAUUGAGAAAAUAAUUCACCUUAAACCAUGUAACUGUGGACAAAAAUUGGAAAUAGGAUCAAAAAAGCCACAUGAGUUCAGUAGCCAGACGGAAGAAACAAAAGUAGAAACCAAUGGUGGAGCUCCAUCAGAAACAGUACUUGACAAUACAGACUGGAUGACAUCUGUACCUGAUGAGACUCCCCUUUCAACCAUCACCGUUGUUGGAAUACGCCUACUAUUUGGAAAAAAACAAGUUUGGACCAUGAAACAGAAACUCAAAGACGGAAUUCGUUAUUUUGAUAUUAACGUUGGUGUGUGGCGAGCUACAGAAAAAGAGUAUCACAUCCGUUCUACCAAAUGGAUGGUGGAGGAAGUUCUUCUCCCCAUAUCUAUUUUCCUAAAUACCCACAGUCAUGAAACGGUUUUUUUGAGACUUACCAUACAUGGACGUACCAAAACCAUAGUUGACGAUUUUACAAACACGUCAACAGAAAAGUUCAAAGACAUCAUGUGGACAAAGCAGUCAGUCCCAACCAUGAAGGAAGCAAGGGGUAAGAUAGUUUUCUUGAAGACAAAAAGCUUCCACUUUGGAGCGGAAAACCACAAAUCAAAAAUUUUAGAUUUGAACAUGUUGACAAACUUUGAAAAGAACAUUGAACUACAAAAGUCACACAUUUGUGGUGGUCAACUUGUAGUCACUGAGAGCCUUGCAUCAGAUCAGUACAGUCUGGAACAAUUAACCAAGUUUGUGCAAAAAUAUAUCAGUGGCUACUCUGACUUUGGCUGUUUGGGAAUCAUCAGCAUGGACGAUCCCAGUCCUGAGCUCAUUGAGAAAAUAAUUCACCUUAAACCAUGUAACUGUGGACAAAAAUUGGAAAUAGGAUCAAAAAGGCCACAUGACUCCAGUAGCCAGACAGAAGAAACAAAAUUACCAACAGAUAGUGGAUCUCCUACAACAUUCUCAAUGGUUACACUACAACCAGCAACUGAGGAACAACCAAAGCCUCAACCACAAACUUCAAUUACUCCAACAACUGCACAAGAACCAACAACCACCACAACACCACAAUCAAAUGGUCAAACGAUGAAAAAAGAUGAAAAUGAAAAAUAUCCUCCAUCUCCACCUAAUGUUUUACCAGGGAAACCCAAAUUACAAACAGAAACAGGACUUGACAAUACAGACUGGAUGACAUCCAUACCAGAUGAGACUGCCCUUUCAACCAUCACCAUUGUUGGAGUACGCCUACUAUUUGGAAAAAAACAAGUUUGGACCAUGAAACAGAAACUCAAAGACGGAAUUCGUUAUUUUGAUAUUAACGUUGGUGUGUGGCGAGCUACAGAAAAAGAGUUUCAUAUCCGUUCUACCAAAUGGAUGGUGGAGGAAGUUCUUUUCCCCAUAUCUAUUUUCCUAAGAACCCACAGUCAUGAAACGGUUCUUUUGAGACUUACCAUACAUGGACGUACCAAAACCAUAGUUGACGAUUUUACAAACACGUCAACAGAAAAGUUCAAAGACAUCAUGUGGACAAAGCGGUCAGUCCCAACCAUGAAGGAAGCAAGGGGUAAGAUAGUUUUCUUGAAGACAAAAAGCUUCCACUUUGGAGCGGAAAACCACAAAUCAAUAAUUUUAGAUUCAAACAUGUUGACAAACUUUGAAAAGAACAUUGAACUACAAAAGUCAGAAAUUUGUGGUGGUCAACUUGUAGUCACUGAGAGCCUUGCAUCAGAUCAGGAAAGUCUGGAACAAAUAACUAAGUUUGUGCAGAAAUAUAUCAGCGGUUCCUCUGGCUUUGGCUGUCUGGGAAUCAUCAGCAUGGACGACCUUCAAAGUGAACUCAUUAAUAGCAUUGUACAUCUCAGACCAUGUGACUGUAAUCAGACAGGGGGACAAUUACAUUCAAACCACUCAACCAAUACAGCAAAAAUUAAACCACUAUCUUUACCAAGUCUAUUGGACCCACACCUCAUUUAUCUUCCGAUGGUUUCUUCCAUGAGCCAUCCCAUUCCAGAGCCCCAGUUGGUAUUUCGUAAAUGUCGUAGAGGGUAACAAAACCCAUAAAGGGGGGUCACAAAAUGAUGCAAUACUGUAAAUUUUGGCUGAUAACACCAAUAAACUUUAAAUGGUUAUGC